Molecule: messenger RNA, 4746 nt
Organism: Colletotrichum destructivum
Lineage: Eukaryota; Fungi; Ascomycota; Sordariomycetes; Glomerellales; Glomerellaceae
Product: Putative Ap4A phosphorylase 1/2, ATP adenylyltransferase, HIT-like superfamily
Exons: 2
Coding region: 31-1122 (363 amino acids)
Biological process (GO): nucleotide metabolic process
Molecular function (GO): ATP:ADP adenylyltransferase activity; ATP binding
Source: RefSeq, a predicted model, not a curated record
CAUGCUAUUGCUGCUGCUGCUGUUGCGACGAUGACCUCAUUUUCAUUCUACAUACCUACAACCUGGCAACACCACCUUGCAAGUCGCAUUGUCCUCACCAGCAACCAUUCGGGACUUGCGCAACACGAAGACAUGUCGCCUAUCAAGGCCCCAGCAAACCUGCCGGAGCUCGUCAAAGCCGCAUUCGCCAAGGCUCGCUCUAACGGUGACCUGACCUACUUUGCGACCCAGGCCACCGUCCUCGACGCGAAUUCAGUCCCUUUCCAGCUGAGAUUCUCCCCAGCCCUAGCAAACAAGCCGGCCGCACCGAGACCGAAGCCCGACGAGCUACACAAACCCUUCGAUCCGUUCGAGAGCCCUGAGAAGGGCCCGCUGUUCAUUACCGACCUGCCCGAGUCGAGCCACAAUCUGGUCUUGAACAAGUUCGCGGUGGUCCCUGAACACUUCAUCUUGGCUACCAAGGCCUUCAAGCAGCAGAACCAUCUUCUCGAACCCGAUGACUUGGCGGCAGCGUAUGCCUGCAUUGAGGCAUACAGGCGGUACCACGGGGACGGCGAGCUCUACGCUUUCUUCAACAGCGGCCCGCACUCGGGGGCGAGCCAACCACACCGUCACAUCCAGCUGUUGCCAGUCGCGCGGAUGAAGGAUGGGCUGCAGGAUGACUCGCGGUGGGAUGUGUUGGCGAAGCAGCUUGGCUCGUCCGACUUCCCCGGGCUGCCAUUUUCAAUCUUUGCAGACAAGAUCCACCCUGACAUGACACCCGAGGAGCUGCAUGUCAUCUAUCUGUCGCUUUUCAAGUCAGCCGUCGAUGCGGUCAAGGCCCACAUCGGCGCGGUGGACGACCCCGGCAACGGCGACGCCUCCAUCAGCUACAACCUUGCCAUGACUAGUGACCGUUUGGUCGUCUUGCCCCGAUUGGCCGAGGGGGCAGCCAUCUUUCAGGACGGAACGCCGGUGGGCAAGCUCAGCCUUAACGGGACGGUCCUGGCGGGAACGGCGCUGGUCAAGAACGAAAUUGAAUGGAACGCGCUGAAGGCAGAAACCAAUGGCACCAUCCAAUUGCUGCAGGUUCUGUCCAAGAUUGGCAUCCCCGCAGAUGCGUGUCAUAGUAGAAAGCUUUGAAGUAAGGCAGAGGAAAGGAAAAGAAGAGAAAAACAAAAGGAAAAAGACGGGGCAAACACACAUCUACACAUCUACACACGUACACACAUGCACACGCCUUGCAACCAAACGUAUACGCAAGCAAACAUUUUGCCCAGCGGCAGGCGUCUAACUAAUUGAGUACAAACAUGGAAAUCAGCCAACCUACUCGGCAUCCUAGGUUACCGUCGUCGUUGGCGUCGACAUAUCACUUGUCGAAAUCCUACAGCUCCCCCGAUCUCCCGAUGUAGCAGGCAGGCCCAACCAAACCCUGCCCGCACCAACACUAAUAUCCUCAUCGACACUGACACCGUCAGUUCGUCGCUCUGAACCCUUACAUAUGGCCCUCCAAUGCGGCUAAGACGAGCUCGUCCCAUUUCUUGCGGCAGGUGGCGUUUCCGAACAGGUACGAACCGCCGUUCCGCUGGAUGUACUCGGCCACCUGUUUCCAAGGGAUCUUGGUUGAGGCCGGAUCGUUGCCCUUGGCGAACUUACGGACGGCCCUCUGGAGCAGAUGAACCUGCAGCCCAGAAUAGUCAGACGAGCCCUGAAAACAAACGUCAUGAGAUGGGGAUACUCACGUCCUUGUCGGUCCAUUCGGGCUUCCGGACCCUCGCUUCCUUGUUCUUCGUGAGCGUGCGGUAUCGACCGCGAAGCGUCGACUCGGCCUCGGUGAAAUUGCCCUUGACUCGGAUCUCGCGGUACGUCAGCCCUUCCUGCUUGGCCUUGAGCAGGUAUUCGUCCUUGGCCGAACGCUCCGUGGGGUCCAUCGGAGAGGCUUGUGCCGGGCAGGGCUUUGACUGCUUUGACUGCGUCGGCCGCGGCUCUGACUUGUGUGCAGCGGCGGCGGAUACGGACUGCUUGCGACACAGGGAACCUCGACGGCGAGACGAACUGCCUGGACCCGUCCGCGACGACCGCGAUUGAUCGGGAAGUUCCCUUCGUGGCCUCGACGACAGCAUGUGCAGGGUUGCUGGAUCGGCCUUGAUGCCGUUGCAGCCGCCUUGAUUCUCCAGCACGGCAGCCCGCAUUGCCUCUUCGUGACCAUCCAUAUGGCACUGGCCCUCGACAAGCUGUUCCUGCGACGUCACAAAGAAGUGGAGAGGAGCCGGUUCGGAGAAGGGCGGCGGCGAUGGAGGAGCUCUCUUGAUGUUGUUGUGGAGGUCCUCGUGUACCAUUGACGAGUUGGUGUAGGGCGAGUGGGCGUAAUCGAACUGGUCCGAGGGACUGGUGAUGAUGCCAGAGCCGUCGGCCGAGGCGAAGGAGCACGACGAGAAGCUCCCGAAACUUGUACCAGCGUCCGAAGAAGCAAAUUCUGGAGAGGAUGUGGGCAUGCCCUGGCCCAUGCCGUUUGAUAAUGGCAUGUGAAGGCCAUCCAUGGGGGCCAUGUCGAACUGAUAUUGCAUUGGUGCGAACAUGGACUGGAUGUCGUUCACGUCGUGGACUCCAAAUGGCGGCUGCCAGAGAUGGGUAUGGUCCACGACGGUUCGCUUGUUGCCCAAAGAGCCAUCAAGCCGCUGGGCUCUCUGAAAAUAGAUGCCAUGAUCAUGGUCAGCGUAGGGGCUACCCGCGGUGCCAGCCAGAUAUCUGUUCCUAAGCUGCUGGGCCUGAAUCACGGGGACUAACGUCAGUAACGGCGGUUUUGAUCACAUAUCAGAUGAGGCGUUGGGGAGCGAACGGAAAAGAAAAGGGGGGAAGGGGAGGGGAGGGAAUGAGAAAGGGGAGAGAAGCCGCCAACGCACCUCGAAGCUGUCUUGGAUUCCGUCCGGUACGCUGGCCAAAGACCAAUCCUCGCUUGCCAUGACUCCCGGUUGCUGUGUCGGUCUACCGUUGUGGCUCAAAGGAAACUUGCAGUUUCGCACGAAGAACUUCCUCUGGCGUCGGUCGUUGAAGCGCUGUUGAGCUCUGGCUUUCAUGUCCUGUUCAAAGGCGAAGACGUCCAAACCAUGGUAGCCCAAACGGGGAGGGGCGUUCAUAAACAUUUUGAAUGAAGGACGGACCUCGGCCAAGCGUCGAGGAGCUUCACCUCUCACGGGAAGACAGAGACGGGAUGUCGUGGACGACAACGACGACGACGACGACGACUCCUCUGGGUCCUAACUCCUCUCACCGCUCCUUCGUCUGACGAUGGGGUUCUAUCGGUGCUCUGCGGCUUGUCUCAACUCGCACGCACGCACGAUGUCGUCUUCCGGCGCGUUGAAGAAGGAGAGGAUGUGGGGAUGGUUUCGGCGGUCAAUGAAGAGUUGUGGGCGGCUGGUGGUAUUGGUGGCCCUGUGGGAGAGAUGCAGAAUGCGGCGUGGGAUCCCGUGGUGUUCUUCGGAUGCCUACAAAACCUAUAUGGUGUUCGUCGCGACGGAAGAAGAGCGGUAUAGGUGGACGGAUGAUCCACGGCUACCAGCGGACGGGUGGCAAGGUCGAACCUGUUCUUUCACUCUCUCGCUCUCCCUCUCUCUAUCUCCCGUUCUGCCAGCCGUCAAGCGGAUGUAUAGAUGGACAGACGGACGAAUCGAUGGAUGGAUGGGGUGCUUAGGAUGUCUGGGUGGCCAAUGAGAAGAGACAAAAUCCCGUUCGGUUACUGUGGACGAAGAGGUCCGACUUGCGGCUCGAGCUCAAGGGGAGGUCGGGUGUCAGGAGUUGUGAUACGAUAACCAUUCAAGAGCCAGGGAGGCUGGGAAACCGGGUGUGUGCGAAGAUAGGACAGCGAGCCACCACAGAGGCCGAGACGAGGGAAUGGAGAUCUCGGGAGAAGAAUGAAGGACACACGGUGAUAAGAAUGAUAAGAGGGAAAACAGAAAGACGGACGGGUGGACGGGCUGCUUGAUUGUUGUUGAUGGAUCAAGACAUCAACUCGGUUUGACGGGAGAGGCGUUCUUUUUCAAGCACGUUGGAUACGGGAGGGGGACAGAGAAUCGACACUGAGCCGAUGCAUCCCCCUCGUCUUUCGAGGUUCGAUCAACCCAGAUACCCGCGGGACGAUGGAAAUCACUCUCCUCAUCCUUCCCCUUCUCAUCAUCCAUGAACUAUCCCACUCCCCUGGUCUCCUGCCUCCCGCGCGAGAUGACUGACCCAGAACGAGCCUCAUACAUGAGAUUGAUGGACCUCGCCGGAUCCCUUUCGAGCAGCAUGCGUAUCCGAAGCCGGCACGCUUUUGCCAUCCGGCUGCCGAUCCGGCCGCCCCCCGGGCGAGAGAUGGACAUGACGGGAGCUGUGCGGCGGUGGUUCUCUUGGUGACUCUGGCGAAUUCUAUCUGCGUAUGUAUGUAUCCCUGGGAUCAAGAUGCGGCUUCUGCUCGACUGGAAAGGGCCGGGGUUGUCAAAGUUGUCAGAUUUCAGCCUCUUGACUCUCGUCUGCCCCCCGCCAAACAUGACUUUAUGCAUGGUAGACGGUGGCCGAACCUGCGGCCCGGAGCACGUGUAGGCGAGCGUGCGUUGUUUGUGUGCAGUGCCCUCGCGGAUGGAUGGAAUGGGACUUGGAGGGGCGGUCCAGGCCGUGUCUUUUCAAUCUACAGACGGGUAGUCGGAAUACGCUUCGAGAGGGCAAGGUAGGUCAUCUACCAUCGCCGAGCCGUGGGUCCCACCUCAUCGUCGGCGAAUUUGGCUGAAUCUG